AUGUCCGCAAUUAAAAUAAAGCCAUUUCCUAAACCACAACCAAGUACAUCAUUGCCACAAAGUUUAUAUUUAAAUGAAUCUUCAUUGCAAUGUUCUAUUGAAAAUGAAUUUGGUGGCAAUGCAAAUAAUAUAGACUGGGGUAGUUCAUUUAUCAUAGCAGAUACUAAUGCUGUGGAAUUAGAUGACCAUCAAUCUUUAAAACAAGUUUCUUCACCAACUUGUGAUAAUACGGCAUUACUGAAUGCAUCAGAAGAUCCUUUAAUUAAAUCAGCUUUCUACAAUAAAACAAGAUCUAAACUGCCAGAAAUGUCAGAGAAAGGUAUUUAA
Macrosiphum euphorbiae (potato aphid) is the source of this 327-nucleotide messenger RNA. Lineage: Eukaryota; Metazoa; Arthropoda; Insecta; Hemiptera; Aphididae. The record is from the annotation of a GenBank genome assembly.